This is a messenger RNA of Enterobius vermicularis (human pinworm), 246 nucleotides long. The record is from the annotation of a GenBank genome assembly. Lineage: Eukaryota; Metazoa; Nematoda; Chromadorea; Rhabditida; Oxyuridae.
AUGCCAAUUACGAUGUCAGGAUGUUUGGCUAUACACUGCGUUGUUGAGAUUGCAUCUGCAUCAAUGGGUACUUCAUCAACUGCCAAGGUGUGGAGGCAAGGCAUGAGGUAUGGAACUGUUUAUAACCUCAGCGAUUUGAGCUUGUCGGUAGUAGUUUUUAUAAGAAUAUUAGUCUUUCGUGACGAAACGACUGUUGGUCGAGGAGAGGCAAACGUUGAAAUGAAUAGAUUUCGUUCUUGUGCUUGA